AACGGUUUGAGGUCAACGAUGACUUGUACACUCUUAUCCUAAUCUUCUUCAUUCGUAUCACUUGUUUGUUGGUAGUAACUUCAAAAUACAAUCUGCCUCUAGCCAGGUCUCAUCUCUAGCUCUCUUAAGGUGAAGCUGUGUUGUCUAGACAGCAGGAUGAGAUUGUGGGUUUUGUGUCUGCUGCUGAUGGUGGUCUGCAGUGCGCACACUGCCCGUAUCCUUGCUAUACUCCCCAUGAUAGCCAAGAGCCACCACAUCCUGUUCCACUCAGUGCUCAAGUCUCUGGUUAGUAAAGGCCAUCACGUGACAAGCUAUACCACCAUUCCACUGGCCAAGCCCUUGAAUAACUACACAGAAAUAUUUCUCGAGAACAUCGUGUCCGCUGAAAAAGCCAUAUCAGCCGACCAGUUGAAGGUAGUUUUAAAUCUGUCGCCCAUAGCAUUUUCUACAAUGUUAUUCAAGGAAGGCAGAAGAAUUAUAGAGAAGACAUUUGAAAAUAAUAAAAUUCAAGAACUCAUAAAAUCAAAAGAACACUUUGAUCUGAUCUUCCUGGAGACAUCGUUUGCUCAGGAGCCUUUACUUGCUUUUGGGCACAAAUUCAAGGCUCCGGUCAUCACACUGCACCCUUUCGGUUCGUUCAGCCUCAUCAACACUAUCAUCGGCAACCCUCUGUGUCUCGCAUAUGUUCCGGACUUCAGUCUAGCUCACUCGAAUCGCAUGACGUUCUAUGAAAGAGCCAUCAACUCGUACUCCAUACUGAAGACCUUGUAUCUGUACCAUUACGAGUACUUGCCGUCGUUGGACACGUACACGAGGCAGAUGUUCCUGGACCCUACACUUCCACCUGUUGUCGACAUGUUGAGGAACACGUCUCUGGUUGUGAACAAUGCACACCGCACGGUGCACUACGCUCAGCCCUACACACCUAACCUUCUCCCGGUGGGAGGAAUCCAUCUGUCACGACAACGAACACCUCUGCCUAAAGAAAUGAAACAGUUUCUAGACGAAGCUAAGAACGGUGUGAUAUACUUCAGCUUGGGGUCUUUCGUCCCGGAUCACUUACUGCCGAAGGAAUACUUCGACAACUUCAUCAAUGUAUUUCGUAGAUUACCUCAGAGAGUGAUGUGGAAAACCGGCUCUGAUCUCAAGCACCUCCCGGACAACAUAAUGAUCGGCAAGUGGAUGCCUCAGCAGGACAUUCUGGCCCAUCCAAAUGUUGUGUUGUUCAUGACUCAUGGAGGUAUAUUGAGCCAACACGAAGCCAUCAGUGCCGGCGUGCCAGUGGUCUGUAUUCCAUUCUUUGGUGACCAGCCCAUGAACGCAAGAUUUUAUGAGGAACACCAGAUCGGAGUCAGAAUUCUGUUCGGUGAUCUCUCAGAGGAAAGCAUAUUUCAUGCUGUAAAAAUGGUUUUGGACGAUCCAAAGUACAGAGAAAACAUGAAGAGGAUGCAACACAUCUACAAUGAUCAACCAGUAUCACCCGAAGACUCUCUCGUGUUCUGGGUGGAGUACGUGCUGAGGCACGGAGGCGCUCAGCACCUCAGGCCUGCCUCGGCAACGAUGCCAUGGUACCAGCUCUACUUACUAGACGUCGUAUCAGUGUUGCUGCUGACCACUGCAGCUCUCAUCACAUCUCUUUAUUUUGUCAUUAAAAAAAUAUUUUCUUCUUUGAAAAGACUAAUAAAUAGUGAUGGAACUCUAAGUAGCAAGAAAAAUAGUUGAGUCAAAUGUAUUUCUAAUAAAGAUUAUUUUUGUUAAUUUAAA
This is a messenger RNA of Homalodisca vitripennis (glassy-winged sharpshooter), 1764 nucleotides long. Its product is annotated as UDP-glycosyltransferase UGT5-like. The coding region runs from base 157 to 1722 and encodes 521 amino acids. Gene Ontology annotation, molecular function: UDP-glycosyltransferase activity. The record is from RefSeq and is a predicted model, not a curated record. The transcript has 7 exons. NCBI's taxonomy places the organism in Eukaryota, Metazoa, Arthropoda, Insecta, Hemiptera, Cicadellidae.